CAAUCCUGAAUUUCGACGCGUUUCCAGUCCGCCAAAAAUGUCGUCCAGUAUCGAGCUCAUUAAUCCAAAGGCAGAGAGCGUGCGGCGUGCAGCAGCGCUCCAGGUCAACACCAAUGGAGCGAUGGGUCUUGCAAAUGUGGUCAAGGGGAACUUGGGCCCAAGAGGCACCUUGAAGAUGCUCGUCGAUGGCGCCGGACAGAUAAAGAUGACCAAGGACGGAAAGGUUCUUUUGUCCGAGAUGCAAAUCCAAAAUCCCACUGCCGCUAUGAUUGCACGGACUGCUGUUGCUCAAGACGAUCAAGUAGGAGACGGAACGACAUCCGUAGUUUUAUUGGUGGGAGAGUUGCUGAAGCAAGCCGAUCGAUACAUAUCUGAAGGCGUGCAUCCCACUGUCAUUGCCGAGGGAUUCGACUUGGCAAAAAAAGAGGCUUUAUCAUUCUUGGACACCUUCAAACAACCCUCAAAACUAGAUCGUGCUACUUUGAUUAGUGUCGCGAAUACGUCUUUGGCAACAAAAUUGAAUAGCGCCAUGGCUAAGCAGCUAGCUGCAGAUGUCGUUGAUGCCGUCCUUACUAUACGUCCACCACCACCUCCGACGGACGCCAAGGAUCAAUGGCGCGAUCCCAUAGACUUGCACAUGGUUGAAAUAAUGAAAAUGCAGCACCGGACCGCCUCAGAAACGCAAUUGAUUCGCGGGCUUGUUCUCGACCACGGCGCCCGUCAUCCUGAUAUGCCCAAACGCGUUGAAAACGCUUUCGUUCUAACCCUCAACGUCAGUUUGGAGUAUGAAAAGACCGAGGUGAAUUCGGGUUUCUUCUACUCCUCCGCGGAACAGCGCGAGAAGCUCGUUGAAUCAGAGAGGCGGUUUGUGGAUGCUAAGGUGAAAAAAAUUGUGGAGCUCAAGAACCUUGUGUGCGACCAAGCGACAGACAGUAAAGAGAAGAAGAAAAACUUUGUUGUUAUCAACCAAAAGGGUAUUGAUCCUCUCAGUCUUGAUAUUCUUGCCAAGAAUGGUAUCCUUGCUCUACGAAGAGCGAAGAGGCGAAAUAUGGAGCGGCUGCAGCUCAUCUGUGGUGGUGUCGCCCAGAACUCUGUGGACGACCUCGAACCGUCUAUUCUGGGUUGGGCUGGUCUAGUAUACGAGCAUACUUUGGGAGAGGAGAAAUUCACCUUUGUCGAGGAAGUCAAAGCACCCAAGUCUGUGACGCUUCUGAUUAAAGGCCCCAAUGCGCACACCAUACAACAGAUACAAGAUGCUCUCCGCGAUGGUCUCAGAGCUGUCAAGAAUGCACUCGAAGACGAGGCCCUCAUACCCGGAGCUGGAGCGUUUGAAGUUGCUUGCUCGGCGCAUUUGAGUGGACCAGUGAAGAAAUCGGCAAAAGGCCGCGCGAAGAUGGGUGUCCAGGCAUUCGCCGAUGCCCUAUUGAUUAUACCCAAAACGUUGGCUGCAAACGGUGGAUUCGACGUCCAGGAUGUAGUCGUGGCGCUACAGGAGGAGCAAGCCGAGGGUAACACUGUUGGUAUUGAUCUGCAAUCAGGCGAGCCGUUCGAUCCUACUGUAGAAGGUAUAUGGGACAAUUACCGGGUGAAGAGACAAAUGCUCCACUCGUGCUCUGUGAUUGCCGUCAAUCUAUUGUCUACAGACGAGAUCUUACGAGCUGGGCGAAGCUCACUUAAGCCUGAUGGUCAACAGUAGCUUGAAAAUGUCUAGUUAUAUCAUUGCUAUAAGUGCCAUGGGUCUGAUUCGCCAAGGCACACUGAAUACAACAAGAAAAAAUAGAGUAGUAUGUAUACUAGCCAAGUUACAAUAAUGUUAUGCUGCAAAAUGUCCUGCAUG
Desarmillaria tabescens is the source of this 1837-nucleotide messenger RNA. RefSeq names its product chaperonin Cpn60/TCP-1 family. The record is from RefSeq and is a predicted model, not a curated record. NCBI's taxonomy places the organism in Eukaryota, Fungi, Basidiomycota, Agaricomycetes, Agaricales, Physalacriaceae. Gene Ontology annotation, biological process: protein folding. The transcript has 9 exons. Gene Ontology annotation, cellular component: chaperonin-containing T-complex. Bases 38 to 1696 code for a protein of 552 amino acids. Gene Ontology annotation, molecular function: ATP hydrolysis activity; ATP-dependent protein folding chaperone; ATP binding.